CAGACCGCAGAAUAUAAACCUGUAUGUUGAGAUCGGGAGAAAAGCUAGUGGUGUUGAGCAGGUUUUAGAUGCUAGACUGGCAUCAAGAGGUGCAUGGGCUUCCCUGCUAAUUGUGGAUGAGAGCGGAACAAGGUAGAUACCGUGGAGGCUACCUACAAACACUGGGCUUGUCUGUAAACCACACAGGAGAGGUGGGUUAGUGGGAAGUCAAUGACCCCCCUCAUCAUUUUCAUCUGGGGAAAAGAGAGAAGAGAGUGACAGAGAGAGAAAAGAAAGAAAAGGAAGGUGGCAGUGAAGGAUAGGGGGCCAUCGCUCUCUCUCUAUCUCUCUCUCUCUCUCUAUUGUUUCCCCCCAUUCACAAAUUCAUUGCAUCCCAUUAUCACUGUAGUGAUAUCAUUAUCACUGUAGUGGCGUUCAUGCCAAUUGGAGGAGGAAGGGUCCCAUUGACUGUUGAGGCUGAACCCCUCUUCAGCCCUACGCAGCCCUUUUCAUUACCAAUCCCCAUCUCUCCCUCUCCUCUCCUCUCCUCUCCCUCUCCCUCACGCCCGUCUGCUGUUUUCUCCCGGUUGUUCUUUUCAUUGUCCAUUUCACACUGCUCAGAAGGCAUUCCCUUUUGGGUAAAAGUGGGUGUUUCUGGAGCUCAUUGUUUGGUUCUGCUACAAAGACAGCUGAGCGGGAGCGAGAGAGAGAGAGCGCCACAGAGAGGGAGGGAGAAUAGAAGAGGAGCCUGAAAGAAAAGGGGGGACCUGGGACUAUAUGGAAGAACUGACACCCACUGGAAGAGACAUUUUAAAAGCAUCUGCCAACCAUUUUAAGAUAGCGGUUAGAAUCUUCCGCUUGCCGCUUAUUGUUGGAAUAAAAGCCACAGGCUGCGGAGCCAAAGCAUUGGCGACUGGUAGGUUUGUGCUACAUUCUGUUGCUAAGCAAGUCUCUCUAACCUGAAGUUCUUGUUGAGGAUCACUCACCCAAACUGCAACCAUGAAGGGGGACUCGGAGGAAAGCAUCGAGAGCAUCCGGCCUUCCAACCUGCAAGCCUUCGCCAACAUGUCCACUCUACAUGGCAUGAGCCACAUCUUUGCCUACGGGCACAUGACGUUUCGCCGCUUCCUGUGGACGCUCUCCUUCCUGGGCUCGUUGGCCUUGCUUAUGCUGGUGUGCAUGGACCGCGUCUCCUACUACUUUGAGUAUCCCCACGUCACCAAACUGGAUGAGGUGGCAGCACCCAACCUCACCUUCCCUGCUGUGACCUUCUGCAACCUCAACGAGUUCCGCUUCUCCAAGAUCACCAGGAACGACCUGUAUCAUGUGGGGGAGCUCCUGGCCCUCCUGAACUCCAACUACCAGAUAGCCAACACUCACCUGGCUGAGCCUGAGGUGCUGGCUGCCCUCAAGGAUAAGGCCAACUUCCUCAACUUCAAGCCCAAGCAGUUCAACAUGACAGACUUCUACAACCGCACGGGCCACGAUAUCAGUGACAUGCUGCUGCAGUGCACGUUCCGGGGAUCGGAGUGUUACCCAUGGAACUUCAGUACCAUUUACACGCGGUAUGGGAAAUGCUACACCUUCAACUCUGGCUUGGACGGCAACCCGUUGUUGACGACGUUAAAAGGCGGGACAGGAAACGGGCUGGAGAUCAUGCUAGACAUUCAACAGGACGAAUAUUUACCUGUUUGGGGAGAGACAGACGAGACCUCGUACGAAGCAGGCAUCAAGGUUCAGAUCCACAGCCAGGACGAGCCUCCUUUCAUUGACCAGCUGGGAUUUGGUGUGGCCCCUGGUUUUCAAACUUUUGUGUCAUGUCAGCAGCAACUGCUUCAGUACCUCCCUCCCCCUUGGGGAGACUGCAAGUCCACUCCCAUCGACUCCGAGUUCUUCUCCACAUACAGCAUUACAGCCUGCCGUAUUGACUGUGAGACACGCUACCUGGUGGAGAACUGUAACUGCAGGAUGGUCCACAUGCCGGGGACCUCAAUGGUAUGCACACCCGAGCAGUACAAAGACUGUGCAGACCCAGCUUUAGACUUCUUGGUAGAAAAGGACAAUGACUACUGUGUGUGUGAGACACCAUGCAACAUGAUACGCUAUGGCAAGGAGCUGUCCAUGGUGAAAAUACCCAGUAAAGCCUCUGCCAAAUAUCUGGCCAAGAAAUUCAACAAAACUGAGCAAUACAUCGGAGAAAACGUACUAGUCCUGGACAUCUUCUUUGAGGCGUUGAAUUAUGAGAAGAUUGAGCAGAAGAAAGCGUAUGAAAUUGCAGGGUUGCUUGGUGACAUCGGAGGUCAGAUGGGUCUGUUCAUUGGAGCCAGUGUUUUAACGAUACUGGAAAUUUUCGACUACUUAUAUGAGGUAUUUAAGGAUAAGGUUUUGGGUUACUUCAUGCGCAAGAAGCGACCACAGCGUUGUCCAAGCGACAAUCUGGAGUUUCCAGAGAACCCAACCAGCCCUGGUGUCACGCCUAAUCAUGCCCCCAGAGCACCUGUGACACCCUCCGGAGUCACUCGGACAGUCUCGGAUUCACACCGAACAUGUUACCUCGUCACCCGACUCUAGGCAACUUUGAGGAGUUUGCUUGUUGACAACACAAAACAGGGUGGGACCUGGGAUCUUCGGGGUUUGACAGCAAACUGUGAAAUAACUUCUAUAUUAUUACAAACGUGGUCAGUGAUAAAUACUCAAAGAGUAGUAGGAUCUGUGAAUUGCCUGAAUAGAAAUAGAAUACUAUCAUAAGAAUAAACCACUUUUAAAACAGAACUCAGGUGAUAGGGCCAUAUCAAGGCAUCGACUCUACACUAUGUAUUGGAUGUUUCAUUCAUGUUGCAUUCACUUUAAACAGGGUGACAUUAGAGUGUGUUUGAAUCGGGAUUAAUCAGCCUAUUAAAGUGUCAGCUUAGUAAUGUAAAUGGAAAGGCCUUCAGAGCGGUCUCAUUUUAUCUAAAUUUAUACACCUUUGUAAUCACAGUCCGUUCUGGUGUGCUGAAUAUCGAACCGAGAGGCUAGCGAUGGUUAGCACGUGUAGCAUCAGCAUAUCCAGAUCCAUUCGUAAAUAGAACAAGAGAGGAGGUUGAAAGAUAUCUUUCUGGUACCACUCUUUCAUUUAGUAUACCUCAUUGUGAGUAAGAAAAAUCAGAUUUCAGUGAUGCCUACUCAGCUAUGAUCACAAUGCUCCAAGGAGCUGACUUGAAUCCCAGUAGUAGACUGCUGUUGUAAUUGUUGCCUUGUUGUACUCAAGUUAUUCUGUUCUGAGAUUCUUGAUCAUCUCAUUGAUUUGAAGUAUUAAUACCAAGUGAUGAAAGCCUCUUGUGUAAGGUUCCAAGAAGAUACGCUUUUGCAAGAUCACUGAAUGCCAUUCUUGUUUACAAGUUACAUAUUGAAGAGGGGAAAACAAGUGUAUAUGUUUGCACAAAUGAACAAUCACAAACUUUUCCAUAGAUUUUUGGAAAAUAGGAACAUUGUCCAUGGUUAUGUAUAGUGCUCCGCUCAAUGUUUUCUAUCUGUUUACUGCUGAAAAACAAUUAACAUCAAUGACUAAAUGUUAUUCUG
Messenger RNA from Oncorhynchus gorbuscha (pink salmon), 3540 nucleotides. RefSeq names its product acid-sensing ion channel 1C-like. Gene Ontology annotation, biological process: sodium ion transmembrane transport. Lineage: Eukaryota; Metazoa; Chordata; Actinopteri; Salmoniformes; Salmonidae. Bases 979 to 2550 code for a protein of 523 amino acids. The record is from RefSeq and is a predicted model, not a curated record. The transcript is spliced from 11 exons. Gene Ontology annotation, cellular component: membrane.